Molecule: messenger RNA, 1851 nt
Organism: Talaromyces stipitatus ATCC 10500
Lineage: Eukaryota; Fungi; Ascomycota; Eurotiomycetes; Eurotiales; Trichocomaceae
Product: GABA permease, putative
Exons: 6
Coding region: 491-1747 (418 amino acids)
Biological process (GO): transmembrane transport
Cellular component (GO): membrane
Molecular function (GO): transmembrane transporter activity
Source: RefSeq, a predicted model, not a curated record
GUGUAAUCCGCCCUGCCGUUUACGGUUUCCAUCCCUCUCAACCCUGGGACGGUUAGAGGGCCUCAUUAGUAGCAUAUCGAACGAAAUACCUCUACAUCCAACAAUGGACACGGAGACUUCGAAAAGCAGUGCCUGGGUGCAGACCGAUGUUGAGGAGAUGAAUCAGUACCAUGUCCCAGCCAAAUAUCUGGGAAAUGGGGCCGAUAAGCGUGAUAUGAGUGCUCUAGGAAGAGAGCAGGUGCUACGGGUGAAGAAGUCUUGACACGAAGAAAAAAACGCAAUUGAUUCAAGCAGAGCUGAUAAGAGAGAUUCUUAGAGAAACUUCAGAUUCAUCUCUAUUCUGGGAUUUGGUUGUACUCUUAUUGCGACAUGGGAGGUUAUUCUUACUCUUCUCACAGAUGGUCUUACUGAUGGAGGCACUGCUGGGUUGAUUUGGGGGUUUGUCAUUGUAUGUGUGGGUUUCUUGCUUGUUUUUGCAAGUUUGGCAGAGAUGGCAUCAAUGGCUCCCACUUCAGGAGGACAGUACCACUGGGUAUCUGAAUUCGCACCGAAAAGCUGUCAAAAAUUCCUCAGUUAUGUCACGGGAUGGCUCUGCGCAACCGGCUGGCAAUGUGCUAUUGUCUCUAUUGCAUUUCUAACAGGCACCAUCAUCCAAGGCUUGAUCGUACUCAACGACGAAUCUUACGUAUUUCAGCGAUGGCAUGGCACUCUUUUGGUCGUUGCCAUCACCGCAUUCUCCGUCUUCUUCAACACAUUCUUGGCCAAAAGACUACCAAUGGUGGAGGCCCUGAUUUUGAUCCUGCAUAUCGUCGGCCUCUUUGCCAUCAUCAUUCCUCUCUGGGUCAUGGCUCCGCGUGCAUCGGCCAAGUCUGUCUUUACACAAUUUAACAACGAUGGAGGUUGGAAUAGUCUUGGUACCUCAACCUUGGUCGGAUUUUCCGGAACAAUCACCGCUAUGAUUGGUUAUGACUGCGCUGUGCAUAUGUCCGAAGAGAUCAGGAAUGCCAGCGAAACCCUUCCCAAAGCCAUGAUGAGUGCGGUUGUGGUCAAUUCUGUCCUUGGUUUAGUGAUGCUGGUCACAAUAUGUUUCACACUGGGCGACGUUGACAGUAUCUUGACCUCUCCUACUGGUUAUCCGUUUAUUCAAGUGUUUUUUAACAGCACGGGCAGCUACGCCGCUACCAAUGUCAUGACUGCAAUAUUGAUUGUGACAUUAACAGCUAGUACAAUCACUGAAGUAGCCACUGCCUCUCGUCAGCUAUGGUCCUUUGCUCGUGAUAACGGUGUACCAUUUGGCGAAUUCUUCAGCCAUGUUAAUCCCGGUUGGAACAUUCCCUUGAACUCGGUCCUAGUCGCCCUGGCAAUCACUGCCCUACUCUCUUUGAUCAACAUUGGCUCAACGGCUGCAUUGACCGCCAUAGUUUCGUUGACUAUUACAUCUUUGAUGUCCUCCUACAUCAUCUCUAUCGGCUGCCUUCUUCUUAAGCGCAUCCGUCGUGAACCACUGCCUGAACAUCGCUGGUCACUAGGUAAAUGGGGUAUGGCUAUCAACAUUGCUGCUCUCGUGUACUUGUGCCCGGUGUUCGUCUUUGCUUUUUUUCCCCUCACUAGUACAGUCACUACUUCCACCAUGAACUGGAGUGGUGUCAUGUAUGUGGGCAUCAUCGUAUUUGCCACUGCUUAUUACUGGCUGGGAGGCAGACACAAAUUCGUGGCUCCGGUUGCCUUGGUGAAGAGAGAGCAAUGAUACUACGGUGUGCUUGGUAUUCAACUCUCAUCGCCGAGUAAAGGCUAGACGAGAUAUAGGCGUGUAUCGAAUAAAUAAACUGUUGAAAUAGAUAUACCGUUCGU